Molecule: messenger RNA, 1996 nt
Organism: Zingiber officinale
Lineage: Eukaryota; Viridiplantae; Streptophyta; Magnoliopsida; Zingiberales; Zingiberaceae
Product: probable magnesium transporter NIPA8
Exons: 14
Coding region: 455-1777 (440 amino acids)
Biological process (GO): magnesium ion transport
Cellular component (GO): membrane
Molecular function (GO): magnesium ion transmembrane transporter activity
Source: RefSeq, a predicted model, not a curated record
CUAUAUUAAGUGUUCACAAAUUCUCCUCUUCAUGCUCCGAAAAAGGUGGGAAAAGGGUAAAAAAAUUGGGUUCCUUCCCCCAUCGAACAAAUCUCUCGCUCCAAGCUACGACGACCGUGCACUCAUCCUCCUCCCGACAAAAGGAAAAUUAGGGCACUUAUCUCCUUCCUCUCUCCGUUCAAAUCGAUCUAUCGAUUUGGCUUGGGCCUCUGUAGUAGCUGGAGUCGAAGUUCCUCGAUCUUCCCGUGAGUUUGCAGAUGCUGAAAGAGCUUUCUUCCUUCAUCUAAGAUCGCUAUAGUUCCUAUAUGAGCUGAGAGGACUUUGCCUAAAGAUUGCAAAUGAUUGCUUGGUUGUUUAAGGGUUUGUCCAUAAGAACCAUGUCUGAUGGUCAACCACAAAAAAGAUUAUGAUCUGACAUUCAUACCAAACAGUAGAUCUUUACCAUUCUUGAUCCAUGGGCGAUUGGGUUAUUGGAGCAUUUAUUAACAUAAUUGGGAGUAUUGCUAUAAAUUUUGGGACUAACCUUUUGAAACUGGGUCAUGAUCAGCGAGAGAGGUACUCCAUACUUAGCAAUGAUGGACCUAAUAGCAAACUUAAUGCAAAAUCAAUCAUACACUUCCAAAUGUGGCGAUUUGGUAUUCUUUUGUUUGCUUUCGGGAACUGCCUUAACUUCAUCUCCUUUGCAUAUGCUGCCCAGUCACUUCUUGCAGCGUUGGGAUCAAUUCAAUUUGUAUCGAAUAUAGGAUUUUCUUAUUUUGUGCUAAGAAAGACAGUGUCAGUCAAGGUCUUGGUAGCAACAACUUUUAUUGUUUUGGGGAACAUUUUCUUAGUAUCAUUUGGAAAUCAUCAAUCGCCUGUAUUCACUCCAGAGCAGUUGGUCACAAAGUAUUGCAGCUUAGUUUUCCUUCUAUAUUGCCUUUCCUUACUAUUCAUAGUCGGCAUCAAUCAAUAUAUUUACAGGAAAGGGGAAGCCCAUGUUUUGAUUUCUGGCCAUGAUAGUCCCUACUGGCGCACACUGCUUCCAUUUUCCUAUGCCACUGUUUCUGGUGCUAUUGGUUCCUGCUCAGUGUUAUUUGCAAAAUCAUUGUCUAACAUGCUAAGAUUAACCAUGAGCAGCAAUCAUCAGUUCCAUAGCUGGUUUACGUACUGUAUGCUAUUAUUGUUCUUUAGCACAGCAGGAUUUUGGAUGGCAAGGUUGAAUGAAGGAUUGUCUCUUUUUGAUGCAAUCCUCAUUGUUCCUAUGUUUCAGAUUGCAUGGACCUUCUUCUCUAUCUGUACAGGAUUUGUAUAUUUUCAGGAGUAUCAAGUGUUUGAUACAUUAAGAGUCACUAUGUUUUUUGUUGGGAUUACGCUUGUAUUCAUUGGGAUUUCUUUGUUGGCACCUGAUGAUUCAAAAGGAAGUGAAAUAAAGGAUUCCUCUUUGCCUACUUCAGCUCAAGGGUUUCCAGCUGAUAUGAACAGAUUUGCUAAAAUACCAACAGAAGAUACUGAGGUGAGUGAUACGAGUUCAUUUGCGCAAACAGUGUUUGCUAAAGCAAAACCUAUUUUGUUGAAGGCAAAGGCUGCUGGUUCUUUGUCACUGGGUCUUGGCGAGGAGCCAAUUAAUGCUUCUUCAGUACUUGUAAUGCCUAUGCUGGCUUCGAGAACAACAGGUUUCCGACCGACUCUCUUUGAUCGAUGCAAGUUCAUUCCUCUAAGGAACUCAGGAAAGAACUACUCUGGAACAGAAGAUGAUAUAGAUGAUGAAAUGCAGGAUACAAGGUCAUUAUUGUCGUAGCAUUACUGGUAUGGAUUGCCAAUUGAAGUAAAUUUUGUUGUUUCUUUAAAAGGUGGUUAUUCUUUCGAUUAUUUCCUUGUACCAUGAAUAUGUAGAUAUAAUACACCUUGGAUUGUCAAAGUUGUUUAUACUAUAUGACUGAUUUGACAUCCACAGACAAUUCCUCAGAUUAUAUACCAAUUAUGUGAUUUACAGAUGAGCAUUUUGACACAUUUUUGU